Peromyscus californicus insignis is the source of this 1824-nucleotide messenger RNA. RefSeq lists its product as uncharacterized. The transcript is spliced from 6 exons. Bases 1 to 744 code for a protein of 247 amino acids. The record is from RefSeq and is a predicted model, not a curated record. NCBI's taxonomy places the organism in Eukaryota, Metazoa, Chordata, Mammalia, Rodentia, Cricetidae.
AUGCCGGCGCGAGCGCGGGGACCGGGCAGCGGGGAGCGCGAGCGCGGGACGAGCGCGGCUUCAAUUAGCGAAACAAAGCAAUCAUGGCGGAGCAGGCACACCGGGCUGCGCGCCCCGAGGACUCGGCGACCGCCCCGCGCCCUGGCCGGAUCUUCCAGUCUGGGCUUUUUCUGGGAGCAGAAAUCCAAUUAUAAAUAUGAAACAGACUUCAUUGCUGGACCCAAACUUCACAUCUGCCAAGAAACCAAGCUUCUGCCCAAGAGUAUCUGCAAUGCAAGCAGCAGGAUCAAGGGCAUAAGAGGCUCUGCCUUAGUAACACAGGCUGAGAACAAUCCACCAGAAGAUGGGUGUUCAAAAGCUCCAGCACUCUUUUCUGUUUUCUCUGGGAAGUAUUUCUGGGACAGUAUUGCAUCACCUCUGGAAUGUUCAAGACAAGGAGCAGAAUCAACAUGUAUCACAUCUGUGUGGGAGCCGGCUCAACAAGAGACCGAGCCACUUAGAGUGCCAUCUGACCGUUUCCUGACUGGAUCCAAGGAGUCCAUCUACCCAGUGUUGACAAAUAUGUUGAAAAUGAUCGACCAAUAUGUGGGAUUUGCAUCCUUUCACCUUCAAACUGAGAAAAUCUUUCUACCAACUUCAAACAGAAAUAAUGAAGUGAAUGUAAGCUUUUGGGCCCAGCUUUCUCCUGGCUCUCUCAGGAGCCUAGAACUGAUUCAUCCAAUGUCUGGCUACCCUCCACCCUGAUAGCACACAGAGACCAGUGAUGCAGAGGAGCUAUAGGGGAUCCAGACCCUGAAUAUCACAAAGCAGAUGGGUGUCACUCCAUUGUGCCCUGAUCACGGGUACAGAGACUCCACGACAUAGCACAUGGACACUUUAUGCAGCUACAUUUGGGGAGAUUUGUUAUUCAGAGGUAGCAAUUGUGGCACCCAAUUUGGGGCAUUAGAAAUCAUAUCUGAAUAAGGUAAAGUAUAUCCCUGCUCUUACACAUUUUAUACACUAUGGUUAUAAAAUAGAAAACAUAGAAACUUUCAUCUUAUUAAUUAAAGUAUUCUAUUUUUGAAAACAUCUUAAUUUCAGCAAAACUGACAAUAUAAAUUGCACAUAUUUAAAAUGUACAGUUUGAUGAGUUCUGGCGUAUGAAUAGUGCCAUCACCACAGAUAAGCCAAUGAACAUACCCAUCACCCCAAAGUUUCCUGCCGUCCCUGCACAGUCCUUCAUUCCUGCCCAGGCUCCCGGUGCUCUGCUUUGUAAUUUCAUAUUCAUUUGCAGUUUUAAGAAUUUUACAUAAAGGACCAUAUAGCUUGCCCUUUUUUGUUGUUGUUCAGUUUCUUUUACUAGGGAGAGUUAUCUAUGAUUCAUUUAUCUGUUGUAGAGAUCAAUAACUGCUUCAUUUUUUAUUACUGAGGACUAGUCAUCAUUUGGGCAUGUUACGGUUUAUUUAUGUAUUAGGAAUUGUUUCCAGUUUGGGGAUAUCACAAAUGCAACUGUUGAUAUGCACAUAUGGUCAAGUAUUUGAAUAAACAUGCAUUUUCUUUCCCUGUAGAAAAUACUUUGGUGUGGAUUGCCUUCUAGUCUGUAGCCUAAGUACACUGGCCAGAGAAUAAUGUGGGCAGUCUCAAGGUGGUUUGUUUGCUACUUUUCAUUCAGUUAUUACUCUAUUUUAUUGCCUAAUAUCCAAUGCCUUGAAAUAAGUUCUUACCUAUAGAUGUAGUAAUAUAAUUAAUAAGUAUGCCUAUGAUCAUAUGGUAUAUACAUAUAUAAUCAUGUGCUACUUUUGUUUUCUGUUGUUUUGGGAAGGAAAUUAAAUACGGUCCCCAUUA